This is a messenger RNA of Exaiptasia diaphana, 1487 nucleotides long. Its product is annotated as substance-K receptor-like. Gene Ontology annotation, cellular component: membrane. Gene Ontology annotation, molecular function: G protein-coupled receptor activity. Gene Ontology annotation, biological process: G protein-coupled receptor signaling pathway. Lineage: Eukaryota; Metazoa; Cnidaria; Anthozoa; Actiniaria; Aiptasiidae. The transcript has 2 exons. The record is from RefSeq and is a predicted model, not a curated record. Bases 98 to 1237 code for a protein of 379 amino acids.
AUUUCCGUGCUCUGAAUGACAAGGAACAACACUGCAGAUGCAAACAUUUAAACGAAAGUUUAUGUUCUCCCACUGGUGUAUAUCUCUUUGAUGAACGAUGAUGAAGAUGGCACCUGCGACCGCGAAGACCUUGAUCUCUCUUYUUCUAUGCUUACAGCAGUCAAGAGCAGACGCACCACCAUGUCAUGUUAAUGAAACAGGAAUUGCUCUGGCACCAAAAGUACCUCUAGGCAAAGACAUUUUCACUACAAUUUGGUUGUCAGUUGCUACCACUGCAAUUGUUUCAAAUGUCCUUAUCAUAUACGCUGUCAAAGUCAACCCUAAUAUGCACACAACUACAAACUAUUUUAUUGUCAACAUGGCCAUCGGUGACCUUCUAGCAACGAUCAGCACUACUGUUGGCUCAUUGUACCAAAUGUAUUAUGGAUUCGUAUGGAUUGGAAGUGUUGUUAUUGGUGAAUACAUUUACUGCAGGAUGGCUUGUCCCUUCUUUUAUAUCUGUAUGAUGUGCUCAAUAUACAGCCUAAUCGCCAUUACUUUUGAUCGAUUCAUGGCUGUCGCCCGUCCACUUCAGUACAAGAAUACUAAUUCCUCUUGGAGCUUUAAGUAUACAAUACUWGGAAUUUGGAUGCUUUCCUUUGCAACACCUGGUUACUACUCUUUGAAAGAAGUUUCAUAUUGUAUGGCUUUAGACAAGUUGAGGUGCCUUCCAGUUGGGUCACUCCUCGAAGCCCUUUUGGCCUUAUUUCUUGGGUUUGUCUUUCCUCUGGUUGUCAUGAUGAUUCUAUAUAUGGUAAUUGCUCAYAAACUAUGCACGAGACGGGUCCCUGGUGAGCAUGCGCAAAACCGUAACACSCAAACUGCUGCCAGCAAAGUGGCGAGAAAAGUAACACUCAUGGUUAUUUGCGUUCUUGUGGCAUUUGAAGUAUCGUACGCACCAGUCUUCUUCGGGCUCGUGUUUCCAUAUCUAUAUUCUGGAAAAAAGAAUCAAAACUUCCUUGAAGUUUCAGUAUACCAAAUGCUAAUGAUAUCUAAUGGGGUUUUUAACGCACUCAUUUAUGCCAUUUUCAAUGACAAUUUCCGRCGCGCAUUUAAAGAAGCUCUGUGCUAUAACCCUAUGGCGAUAAUGUUGAAGAACUUAUGCCCUAAGUCAAAUCGAGUAAAUAUCAACAAGAGCGUCUCUUUUCAAGACAGCAAUCUCCAGAAAACAAGACAGGUCUUUGUUACAUCUAUUUAAGUAAAUAGAGAUGCAUUACAAUGCUAAUAAUUCGAUGUAUGAUAUGCUGAUAUAUAAUUAGGAUUUAUUUGGAAUAAAUUGCGUCAAAUUAAAAAAUAUAUAUCAGAGAUUAAAAUUAAUUUCGUGUUAGAGCACUAUUAAUAAUGUGUAUACUCGACAAAACAUUAUAGAUUUAGUUCUUUGUUCAUUUUGACAGAGCACUUCACAUUUCUUGUUGUCAUUUUUCAAGUGYAUCUUGCAAGUCUUAUCU